AACAAACCUACAUCAAUUUUCUCGCACUGUCCGCCCCAGUCAGAUCAAGCAGAAGUGUAUAGUACUAAAAGAAUAGAUUGUUCUCUCUCGUAACAGUCACGAUAAGCCAUAUUUGAAUCGUAACCAUUGUCUGUCAUGGAAAUGUCCCAAUUUCCAGCUACUUGAGCCUACUGUUCUAAAUAUUGGUUACCAUCAUGGGUUUGCAAGAUGAUAUCGUGUAUCUGGUUCUUCUGUUGACCAGCAUCGCUUUGGGGGCCGUGUUCCAACGGAUUGAGCGAGCCCAUCAUCGCCGAUCGUUUUCUACGUUAUGUGGCCUUUUGAUGGUCGGGCUAGUUUCAGGAUGGCACGCCUUCUUUUGUGUUUUAGCUUACGGUGUACAAGUCCUAUGCAUUCAAAUACUUCCUUGGACGUGUUUACACAUUGUCUCUUUUUGGGUUCAAAUGAUGCUCCUGGUCUGUUUCCGUCUUUGCCAUUGGGUGGGACUGCCCAAUGUGCCAGCCCAUGCCAAUCCCAUCAUUAUGAUGCUCACCCUCAAACUUAUUGGGCUGGCUUUCGAGAUCCAUGAUACGGAGAAGUUGGAGCUAGAGAUCAAAAGUACUGAAAACGCUGAUGAGGUGGAAACGAAAAAACUCCAACUAAAAUGGAAAGGCAUAAAUCCAUCCUUGACAGACACAUUUCACUACGCCUUUGGCUACACCGGAAUUCUCACGGGACCAUAUUUCAAGUUUCGCACCUUCAAUGAUUUGUAUUCCACUUCAUUUGGCCAAUUGGAGGAUUGCACUCGACAAACUUUGACGAGGAUUUCCCGGGUCCCCAUUUAUAUAGCUUUGUUCCUUUUGUCUGGAUACCUUUUUCCUCUAAAGGUUGUUGAAGAGGAGGAUUUUUACGAGAAAACCUCACUUCUAUACCGUGUCUUUUAUAUGACACCGGUUUUCUUCAACUUUCGAAUGAGGCUCUACACUGGAUUUGUGUUGUCCGAAUGCUCUUGCAUCAUGGCUGGAUUAGGAAUGUAUCCCAAGUCAUCCGAACCCAGACCUGGAAAUGGUCCAACCCAAUUGGAAGCCCUUGAAAACGCCUCAUCGACGAGCAACGGUACCGAAGACAUGAAUUUUGAAAGCGUCCACAACAUCGAUGAAUACGGUGCUGACUUUGUGCCCACCAUGCGUGAAGCUCUUCGGACUUGGAACAUGACGGUGCAAUAUUGGUUGGCCAAUAUCGUGUAUCGGCGAUUCCCCAUGAAAACCCUGCGAACCGCAGCCGUCAUGAUUGUUUCGUCCAUGUGGCAUGGCGUGCAUCCCGGUUAUUACUUGUCAUUGGGUUCCGUACCGUUAGUUCUCAUCGUGGAGGACUUGUAUGAUCGAAUUGUUCGGAGGAAACUCAGCCAAAAGGGUCAGGCCACCUACGAUUGGCUUUCAUGGUUUUAUCGCAUGCAACAGUUUUCUUAUUUGGGGAUGGCGUUUCAAUUACUGAAGAUCGGAGAAACUUUGACAUUUUGGCAUUCCAUUGCCUACUUGGGUCAUCUGAUUUUGCCCAUCAUCUACUUGUUGGGUUUGUUUAUUGUCAAACCUUUAUUCUCAUCGAGACAAGCAAUCGAAAACAAGAAGAUAGACUAAAAAAUAGUCGCGGUUGUUGCUUGGCUCCUUGGAAAUUGUGCAUAAGUUUUACUUUAUGGCCACAAUAAAUGUAUGAACAAUU
Molecule: messenger RNA, 1695 nt
Organism: Tigriopus californicus
Lineage: Eukaryota; Metazoa; Arthropoda; Copepoda; Harpacticoida; Harpacticidae
Product: lysophospholipid acyltransferase 7-like
Exons: 6
Coding region: 195-1613 (472 amino acids)
Biological process (GO): lipid modification; phosphatidylinositol biosynthetic process
Cellular component (GO): membrane; mitochondria-associated endoplasmic reticulum membrane contact site
Molecular function (GO): lysophospholipid acyltransferase activity
Source: RefSeq, a predicted model, not a curated record